GCAUUAUUUUUGGAAGCCUGAUUUCCCCAUAUCAUCCCGACGGAGUCCAAAAGAGCAGAAAAAUAGUGUGAGAGAGAAUGGCGAAGCUUUUAUCCACACCUCGUCUGACCUCCAUUCACAAACUCACAGUCGCUUCAAGUCUCUCCAAGUCUUCUUCUUCUUCUCCAAUUCACUCUUCUCCCACUGUUUCCCCCAUUUCUCUGCACUCAAAUUCCCUCUUUUUCUCCCUCUACACUACUCCUCUCCUCACCCUUCGCUCUAUCGAUAACCCUUCCCAUAUUCAUCGAAAUUUCUCCGUUUUAGCCUUCGACACUAAGAAUGAGGACGUAUCACCGUCUUCCAAAGAUGACACUAAGGAUGAGGACGUAUCAUCGACUAAGGAUGAGCCUGUUGCUGAAAUCAACGCCGAUGAUAUUGGGAAAGAAGAUCAGUAUCCAACCGGGGAAUUCGAAUUUGAGGAGUAUGGUGUUUGGAAGAGCUUAGUUGUGAAGUUUAGAAUGCUCUUUACGCUUCCUUGGGAGCGAGUCCGCAAGGGAAGUGUUCUCACCAUGAAAUUGCGCAAUGAGAUAUCUGAUCAGUUACAGAGCCGUUUCUCUUCAGGAUUAUCCCUACCUCAAAUUUGUGAGAACCUCAUGAAGGCCGCUUAUGAUCCUCGAAUCUCUGGUGUUUAUCUCCACAUUGAACCUUUAGGUUGUGGCUGGGGCAAAGUUGAAGAAAUUCGGAGGCAUAUACUGGACUUCAGGAAAUCAGGUAAAUUCAUAGUUGGCUAUGCACCUGCUUGUGGUGAAAAGGAGUACUACAUUGGCUGCGCUUGUCAAGAGCUUUAUGUCCCUCCAAGUGCUUACUUUGCGUUGUAUGGCUUAACAGUUCAAGCAUCAUUUUUGGGAGGUGUCUUUGAGAAAGUUGGAAUUGAGCCACAAGUGCAAAGAAUUGGUAAAUAUAAGAGUGCUGGAGAUCAACUAAUGCGUAAAAGUAUAUCUGAUGAAAAUCGGGAGAUGCUAACUGCAUUACUUGAUAAUAUAUAUGGAAAUUGGCUUGAAAAAGUUGCUCUUACUAAAGGUGACUUCAGAUUUGAACUUCAUACUGGAGAUUUGAAGUCCAGUGGGGAUUUUCAUGAUCUGUUUUCUUACUCAGGGAAGAAAAUAGAAGACAUUGAGCAGUUCGUUAAUGAUGGAGUCUACCAAGUUGAAAGGCUAAAGGAAGAAAGCUGGAUAACAGACAUUAAGUAUGAUGAUGAGGUAAUGUCAAUGUUGAAAGAGCGUUUGGGAAUUUCGAAGGAUGAAAAUCUCCCUGAAGUUGAUUACAGGAAGUAUUCAAAAGUUAGGAGAUGGACUCUCGGUCUAACAGGUUAUAAAGACCAGAUAGCUGUCAUUCGAGCCUCCGGGAGUAUUAGUCGCACACGCGGUCCAUUUAGUUCAUCUAGUUCAGGAAUAAUAGCAGAGAAGUUGAUUGAAAAAAUUCGUAGUGUACGAGAGUCGAAAAGGUUUAAAGCUGUCGUCCUUCGAAUUGAUAGUCCUGGAGGAGACGCUCUUGCUUCUGAUUUAAUGUGGAGAGAAAUUAGAUUGCUGGCAGAAUCUAAACCUGUUAUAGCAUCUAUGGCUGAUGUGGCAGCCAGUGGAGGAUAUUAUAUGGCAAUGGCUGCACAAGCUAUUGUGGCAGAGAACCUUACAUUGACAGGCUCAAUAGGUGUGGUGACAGGGAAAUUCAACUUGGGAAAAUUAUAUGAAAAAAUUGGCUUCAAUAAGGAGACAAUAUCGAGGGGAAGAUAUGCAGAGCUUACUGCGGCUGAACAACGACCAUUCAGGCCUGAGGAAGCAGAACUGUUUGCCAAAUCUGCACAGCAUGCAUAUACCCAAUUCCGAGACAAGGCUGCCCUUUCAAGAUCAAUGACGGUGGAUAAAAUGGAGGAGGUUGCACAAGGGAGAGUCUGGACUGGAAAGGAUGCUCUUUCACGAGGUCUAGUUGAUGCUGUCGGUGGUCUCUCUCGUGCUGUAGCAAUUGCAAAACAGAAGGCCAAUAUACCUCAGGAUAGACAGGUUUCUGUUGUUGAGCUGUCAAGGCCAUCCACGUCCUUACCGGAAGUUUUAAGCGGCAUAGGAAGCUCUUUGGCCGGAGCAGAUAGAACUUUAAAAGAGUUGCUAAAUGAUGUGGCAUCAUCUGAUGGGAUCCAAGCCCGUAUGGACGGCAUCAUGUUUGAGAAAUUAGGAGGAGCUGCUUACACCAAUCCCCUGUUUUUGUUGAUAAAAGAUUGCCUCAGUUCCUUCUAAGUCAAAGGUUGUAUGCUGCUGUUGUAUCAGAAAUAUCUCAUUUUGUUAUUUGCUCAAGCACAACGUUCAUACAAGGAUCUUACAUUUUGUUGAGGAUGCAGAAUUCGGUUUGUCUACUUAAGGACAAAAGCAAAAAAUCAGUGGUUGCAGGAUGGUAUAUAUGAGCUCUUGCUGAUUUGAAUUCAGGAUGGGUGGUUCUCAACAAGGGUAUGGAGGUACUACACGAAUUAGUAUAUCAUGACAUUCUGUUAUAUACAACUACUGUAACUUAGAAACAAUUCCACUUUGUACUUCCGUAUGAGUCAUUCUGUUUGAACAGAUAGAUCCAUUGUGACAACAGCCAUGUAAAAAAUACAGAUUUACAAUUUAGAAGUGGAACAUUCUCAUUAUCUGUUU
Molecule: messenger RNA, 2663 nt
Organism: Solanum pennellii
Lineage: Eukaryota; Viridiplantae; Streptophyta; Magnoliopsida; Solanales; Solanaceae
Product: serine protease SPPA, chloroplastic
Exons: 13
Coding region: 78-2267 (729 amino acids)
Cellular component (GO): membrane
Molecular function (GO): peptidase activity
Source: RefSeq, a predicted model, not a curated record